This is a messenger RNA of Penicillium maclennaniae, 1053 nucleotides long. RefSeq names its product pyridoxal kinase. The transcript is spliced from 7 exons. Gene Ontology annotation, molecular function: pyridoxal kinase activity. Gene Ontology annotation, cellular component: cytosol. Gene Ontology annotation, biological process: pyridoxal 5'-phosphate salvage. Bases 1 to 1053 code for a protein of 350 amino acids. The record is from RefSeq and is a predicted model, not a curated record. NCBI's taxonomy places the organism in Eukaryota, Fungi, Ascomycota, Eurotiomycetes, Eurotiales, Aspergillaceae.
AUGGAGGAAUCUCUCGUGCCCGAAACGAGGGUCUUGGCGGUGGCCAGUCAUGUGGUGUAUGGCCAUGUGGGAAAUACCAUGGCCACGUUGGUCAUGCAGUCGAUGGGCUGUGAGGUCGCCGCAUUGAACACGGUGCAUUUCAGCAACCACACCGGAUACCGACAAUUCAAGGGCACGCGCGCAACCGCCCCGGAGAUUACCGACCUCUACCAGGGUCUUUGCCAAAAAGCUGUGGGCAACAUUGCCAUUGACCUGAAGCGGAAGGCCGAGGACAAGCCUGGGUCAUUUUUCUGGGUAUUGGAUCCUGUCAUGGGCGAUCAGGGUCGCCUCUAUGUCAAUGACGAUGUCGUCCCUGCUUACAAGGAGAUCAUUCAACACGCAGACUUAAUCCUACCAAACCAAUUUGAAGCCGAAGUCCUCUCUGGAAUCAAGAUUACUUCCCUCGCCACUCUGGCCGAGGCCAUGACCGCCAUUCACCGCAUUUAUUCCAUCCCCCAUGUCAUCAUCACCUCCGUCCAGCUGUUCAAACUGUCUCAAUCGGGCAACACCCCCAGCCCACCCAAGAAUUACCUGACUGUCAUUGGCUCCACCACGCAGUGUGACGGAUCUCCACGUUUAUUCCGCAUCGACGUGCCAGCCCUCGACUGCUUCUUCAGCGGUACUGGCGACAUGUUCGCCGCCCUGAUGGUGGCCCGGCUCCGCGAAGCCGUCAUCAACGCUGGCGAGGGUCUUCAGAACACCCGUUCCUGGGUGUCACCCGACAGUGUACCAGCCAGUGAUUUACCUCUGGCGCGGGCGACCGUCAAGGUGCUCGCUAGCAUGCACAGCAUCCUUGAGCGGACCAUGGAAGCCCGCAAUGCGGAAUUAGCGGCUGCCGUUCCUGGGCAGAACGGAGAUUUGAGCUCUGAAGAGCAGCAGAAACGUGACCAUCUGCGCCGAACCAAGGCUGCCGAAGUGCGACUAGUCCGGAACACACGUUUCCUUUGGGAUCCCCUCGUCACAUUCGAGGUGCAACAGUGGAGCAAAGAAGAUCUCCCGACCCAAAUGCAAUAG